AUGGUCGACGUCGUCCUGAACGACCACGGUAUCAAACAGGGCUCUCCGGAUCCGUAUCUCCCCCAGGACGUCCUAGACACCGUCAUCGACAUCCUCGGCAAUGAAUGGCUCAGCUGCUCCCAGGACGAAGACGCGCGAGACGCGCUCUGCAAGUGUAUGCUGGUAUCGCGCGCAUUCUUCGUUCGUGCCCGCAAGCACAUCUUCGAACGGCUCUAUCGAAGCUAUGAACGGCGGGAGCCCGUCACAGCGCGCGACGUCGAGUUCUUCGGCGCCUCUCCCGGAUCGCCGUCACCGAAUGGACUCGGUGUGCUACCCCCCAAGGCAUUUCUGCGCGAGGUGAAUAUCGUGUUCGAUAAUUCCAAGUCCCACGAGAAGAGGAUCCGGAAGCGGCUGGCGCACUUGUACACCCUUCUGACUAUGGAGGGCGUGGUAUCGACGCAGCUGAAGACGUUCUUCUUCCAGGCUGUGGGCCAGUACCAUCUCCGUGCUGCUCUCCUGGAGUUCAUCCCCGCAAUAUGCUCGUCAACGUCCACCACGAUGCUUCGCUUCUCGCACAUAGAUGAUUUCCCGAUGGCAGCUCUCUCACAUUGCACUAACCUGCGUUGGCUCUCGCUCAUCGACGUCUGGCCCAAGACGCGGGAGGACUUGACCAACACAGACCUAGUCGUGACAUGGAACGAGGAGGGGUUUUGCAAUCUCACGUCCCUCCAGAUUGACUCAAGCGAGUUUUGUAUGGCUGUCCUCCCGCAGGCGGCGUUUAAGAACGAGAAAGCGUUCACGCGCAUCGAGGAGGUUGACUUCGUCGUGAAUGGAGGCGUGAGCGGAGAGCCUAUCCUCCAAGAGUUCGAAAUUAUCCGUCGAGCAAGGAACACAUUGGAACAUUUGUCCAUUGAUGUUAUCCACUUUGGAGCUGACGAAACCGACGAGGAUCUUGCUGAAAGUGGCACGUUCGAUCUUUCAUGUUUCCCAAGGCUGACGCUCCUAGAGUUUAAAUGCUCUUUGAAGACGCAUGAGCCCUUCACAAAGCGGUUCUCCUCCCUCUUUACCGGACUGCACUCCCCGAGCACAAUCCACACCAUGAACCUCACCAUCUUCUUUGAAGGCCCGCCUUAUGACGCAGACAAAGACCAUCCGAUCCCGCUCACGGCGGACUGGGCUGCUCUCGACGAUAUCCUAGUCAAUCGGAGCGUCUUCCCUCGGUUGACGUUCUUGGACUUCCGGUUCAUGAUUCUGGUCAUUUAUCGCCCGCUCGAGGGAAUGGACUACAGGCGGCUGGCGGUCCAUCAGAGUAGGAUGCAUACGCUUGCUGCGAUGAAGAGAUUUGCGAAAUCUGUAUUCCCGAAGGUUGCGAGGUGCCCAUUGAUCAAGGAUCAGCGAGCGUACGAGGUGCGCUGA
Messenger RNA from Cyclocybe aegerita, 1395 nucleotides. NCBI's taxonomy places the organism in Eukaryota, Fungi, Basidiomycota, Agaricomycetes, Agaricales, Hemipholiotaceae. The record is from the annotation of a GenBank genome assembly.